Camelina sativa (false flax) is the source of this 1092-nucleotide messenger RNA. RefSeq lists its product as uncharacterized. NCBI's taxonomy places the organism in Eukaryota, Viridiplantae, Streptophyta, Magnoliopsida, Brassicales, Brassicaceae. The record is from RefSeq and is a predicted model, not a curated record.
AUGACAACAAGGUCAACAAAAGCUUGUGUGUCUUAUAACCUAGGCUAUGUGCCCAAACAAAAAUUUGAACAAAGCUAUCAAGCUCCCUCAGGACCACCACCAGGAUUCCAACUUCAACAAGUUCAGCCUGAUCAAGCUCCAGACAAGGAAAUGAAGACUAUGCUACAACAACUUCUCCAAGGUCAGGCCACUGGUUCUCUGGAAACUGUCAAGAAGCUUACUGAGAUGAAGUAUAUGGAAGGAAAAACUGCUUCUACUUCUGCACCAAAGCAUGGCCAACUCCCAGGAAAAGCUGUUCAGAAUCCCAAAAAGUUUGCUAAUGCCAUCACUUUGAGGAAUGAUGAGGAGGAUUUUAUUCAAGAUAAAGCUCAAAUAAAGGAUCCAAUCAAGGUGAUCAAUGAUCCAAUUGAAUCAGACAAGCAAUCUGAUCAUCAAGCUAUUAAGGAACCUGCUACUUCCAAGGACAAAUCUGUGAGAUGCAUUCCUCCACCAUACAAGCCACCUCUACCGUUUCCAGUGAGAUUUAAGAAGCAGCUUUCUGAGAAGUAUAAAACUCUUUUCGGAAAGCAAGAUAAGGAUAUUGAAUUGUGGAUGUCAUUGUUGGACGCCUUUCCACUUGUUCCUCACUACCAUAAAUUCCUCAAAGACUUGGUGAUGGAGAGAACAAAGGAAGUUCAGGGUAUGGUGUUACUAAGUCAUGAGUGCAGUGUUAUCAUUCAGAAGAAGAUUGUUCCCCAUAAAGUCAAGGAUCCUGGAUUAUUCAAUCUACCUUGUUUGCUAGGUCCUCUAUCCUUUGAUAGAUGUCUAUGUGAACUUGGUACCUCUGUUAGUCUUAUGCCACUCUCUAUGGCUAAGCGAUUGGGUUGUACAAGGUAUAAAGCUAGCAACAUAUCCCUCAUCCUUGUAGAUAGAAUUAUGAGGCUCCCACACGGUUUGUUAGAAGACUUACCUGUCAGGAUUAAAGUUGUAGAAGUGCCAACAGACUUUGUGGUAUUGGAAAUGGAUGAGGAACCUAAGGACCCUUUGAUCCUAGGGAAACCCUUUUUAUCAACUACUAGAGCCAUCAUUGAUUGGGCAAAGACUUCACCAUGA